Molecule: messenger RNA, 3151 nt
Organism: Colias croceus (clouded yellow)
Lineage: Eukaryota; Metazoa; Arthropoda; Insecta; Lepidoptera; Pieridae
Product: putative sodium-coupled neutral amino acid transporter 10
Exons: 11
Coding region: 286-3120 (944 amino acids)
Biological process (GO): amino acid transmembrane transport
Molecular function (GO): amino acid transmembrane transporter activity
Source: RefSeq, a predicted model, not a curated record
UGUUUGGUGAGGUUUGGUUUGGUGUUUGUUUGUGCUUGUCUAAUAUUACUUGCUCUGUGGUGCAAGUGACGUUUGGCGAAAAAUGUGUCAAAACACGAUUUGACAUGUGAUGAUGACUGAAGAUGUCCUCGUAUAAACGUCAUAAAUUUUGAAUCAAUAGAGUUUGAAACAAUAGUCCCUCCAUCAACAAAAUAUAAUCACAACAAUAUAUUUAUUGUCGUCGAUAUGUAAAGGAAAUUGGAAAACUUUUAAAUUACUUAAUCUAUUUCCAGUAACUAAACUAAAAUGGGUACUACGGGUCAAUCUAUCACGUUAGCGAAUAGUAUUAUUGGAGUCGGUAUCCUGGCUAUGCCGUUUUGUUUUCAACAAUGUGGUGUAUUAUUAGCUACUCUAAUCCUAUUGUGUAUGGGCCUUGUUUCGAGAUUAUGUUGUUAUUUUCUUUUGAAAUCUGCUAUAAUUACAAGGAGGAGAAAUUUUGAAUUCCUUGCGUUUCAUGUAUUUGGCUCGCCUGGCAAAAUGGCAGUGGAAGUUGGGAUAAUAGGUUUUCUAAUGGGCACAUGUAUAGCAUACUUUGUGGUAGUCGGUGAUCUUGGACCACAGAUUAUAUCCAAAAUGUUAAAUAUUAACCAGAGCGACAUACUGAGGACAUCUAUAAUGGUGAUAGUGUCAUUAGUGUGUGUGCUACCACUGGGUCUCUUAAGGAAUGUGGACAGCUUGAGCAAUGUCAGUGCGGCUACUAUCGCGUUUUACUUCUGCCUUGUUAUGAAGGUAAUAACAGAAGCGGGGACACAGAUGUUUGCGAUAGAUGCACACAAUAAAAUUGAAAUGUGGAAACCUUCAGGAUUGUUGCAAUGUGUGCCCAUUUUUUCCAUGGCGCUAUUUUGUCAAACUCAACUGUUCGAAAUAUUCGAAUCGAUGCCUUCACUGUCGCUAGAGAAAAUGAACGUGGUAACAAAGAAUGCGAUCAAUAUUUGCGCAGCUGUGUACUUCACGCUUGGCCUCUUUGGUUACAUAGCUUUUGGCUCGCAGGAAAUUUCAGGUAACAUUCUAAUGAGCUUAAGUCCAACAAUGGCGAGUGACGUCAUCAAACUAGGUUUUGUAAUGUCUGUGGCGUUUAGUUUUCCGCUCAUUAUAUUCCCGUGUAGAGCGAGCCUUUAUUCCUUCUUAUACAGAAAAGUACACCCGUCGCAUCACGACCACAUCAUAAACCACUCGAUACCAGAGAGUACAUUCCGAUGCAUAACAGUUGCCAUUAUAGCUGUAUCUCUAUUUAUAAGUCUGUUAUUGCCUAAUAUUGAGUUGGUAUUGGGCUUAGUUGGGUCCACUAUUGGAGUUCUGGUAUGUGUGGUGUUCCCGGCCGCUUGUUUUAUUAAUGUCACCUUUAAGAACACCAAUGAAAGGGUAUUAGCAAAGUUCAUCUUAGUUUUAGGCCUUAUUAUUCUGGUCCUCGGAACGUACGCGAAUUUACAAGCUGCAGAAAAUACAAGAGACAAGUACGAUGAUAAAUAUAUCACUCAAGAGCGUAUUGACAAAAUUGUUGAAGAUUUCUUUGAGAAAAUGGAAAAGGCUGAAAAGCUCAAACCGGUCAUUAAUGAGCCUAAAAAAGGAGUUAAUAAUGACGUGGCAGGAGAUUCUGUUGCAUUACCGCCUAAUCCAAUUCCACCUGAAUCACGGUCAAAUGAAAGGAAACUUGCUCCAAUAGAAACGAUUGAAAAUAAGAAGGACAUUAUACCGGAUGAUAAGGAAAAAAUAAACAAAGAAUCGGAAGAACAGGCACAAAACGCUGAAGAAAAAUUCAACGGGAAUAAACUAGCAAACGGUGAAAAUACUAAAAAGAAAACUAAUGAAAGACUUAAGGAUGAAAUAAAAGCAAAUCAAGAAAAAAUACAAGUGAUCAAAACUAAUCAAGAAAAACUUGAUAUAAUGAAAUCAACUCAAGAGAAAAUAGAUAUGAUAAAACACCAGCAACUAAUGGAAACUAUUAAACAGCACGGACAGGAACAAAAGGAGCUAAUCAAAGAACAGAAAGAAAUUUUGGAUGAGUUGAGAAAGACAAAAGAUGAAAUAGAAAAGAAUAAAAAAGACGACAACACUGAAGCGAAAAAGAUAGCAGUUGAAAGUAUACAGAAGAUAGCAAAUAUAGCGAUACAAAGUCUAACAGGCGUGUCUGAUGCGCCCGUUGAGCAAAUAAAUGGUGACAAAAAAUUAGAACCAUUGGACAAAAUUGUUGAUAACGCUGUUAAUGAAAUAGCCAAAAAAGCGGCAGAAACCUUAAACGUUGUAAAGAAAACUGAAGACAUCAAAGAAAAACCGGGCCCCAAUAGCAAAGUAGAAUCAGUUGGUGAAAAGAAAAAUGAGCCUAUUUUAAUGAAAAAGAUCGAAACAAAAAAUAUCGAAAACGUAGGUGAAAAGAAGAAUAGUGUUCAGGAACCCAAUAACGUUUUAAAUGUCAAUAACGCAGAGAAACAAAACAAAGACAAUAUAUUAGAAAGUAAACAGCAAUUAAAAAUACCACAAAAUUUACCUACUGAAAUUAGAGCAAGUCCUAUCGUAGAUAGUAUUCAAUCAAACGGACAGCAAAAUAAAAUUAAUUUAGACAAAUCAAGUAAAGAUAACAUAAAUAAUCAUCAAAAUGUUGAUAAAACGAUACAUACACAUACAGCAGAUGAACCUCAAUCUUAUAAAGAGGGUGAAGAUGCGCAAAUACAACCAAAACCAAGAUUAGAAAAAACUGUAGGCAAUGUUCCUUUAGCGAUAGCUUUGAGCGAAAGUUCUAAAAUUAAACAAGAACAUAUUGAAAGGAUAAAAGAAAAAGCUAAUCAAAAUGUUAAACCCAAUAAACUAAAUGGUGCUGUAGACAAUAAAGUUGAAAUGAAAGAAAAGGCAGAAAACUUACUUUUAAGGCAGAAACGGGAAGUAGUCGACUGCACGGAAAAAACGAUUUUAAAACCAGAAGAUAAGCAAAUUUGUGAAAAUCUCAUAGAUCAACCAGAGAUUAAGAAAGAUACAGCUGAAAUUUUACCAAAAGUUGAUUUAAAUGAUGUUUUAUCUAAAAGUUUGCCAAUCGACAUACAUCACAUACGAUCACUGAAAAGUUACGAAGAAAAUGAUAAGAUUUGAAGUUUAUGUUACGAGAAAUACCAUUUCAUUA